This is a messenger RNA of Lasiosphaeria miniovina, 465 nucleotides long. RefSeq lists its product as uncharacterized. The transcript is spliced from 2 exons. The coding region runs from base 142 to 465 and encodes 107 amino acids. The record is from RefSeq and is a predicted model, not a curated record. Lineage: Eukaryota; Fungi; Ascomycota; Sordariomycetes; Sordariales; Lasiosphaeriaceae.
CUCAUGCCGCUGUAGUAUUGUCUGUCGGCCGGCCGAGGUCCUCGUUCUCUGGGAUGAGGGCGGUGCGGGACAGGAGUCUGCGAGAGGCACAGAAUGUCGGCUAGACGUUGAGGCGGGCUGGCCGGACGCUGAUACUCCGCGAUGCUUUUGCAUGGAGAUACGCUGCUCGGCCUGUUGCUCGGAGAGGUGUUGGCGAGACUGGCUGUCGAAGUACCGAUUGAGCGCGAGUGUGACAGUGAGGGAGAGGAUGAGGGCGAGGACGAGGGCGGAAACGAGCGAUGUUUAAUUAGGAACGCCAUUUUGCUUAUGGUUUACGAUUCUCCGGGACAAAAGGUGGAGGGGCUGGUGGAAAAGAAACGCGAGAACCGAGAACUGAGUGGUAAAGCGGGUGCUCCGGCAACGCGGUACACUUGGUACCACAAUAAUGAACUGAACGAGGUUGAGUUCAUUCUGAGAAUAAUCUGA